Seriola dumerili (greater amberjack) is the source of this 1506-nucleotide messenger RNA. It is a transcript of the gene chchd1, whose product is annotated as coiled-coil-helix-coiled-coil-helix domain containing 1. Gene Ontology annotation, biological process: mitochondrial translation. The transcript has 3 exons. Gene Ontology annotation, cellular component: mitochondrial ribosome; nucleoplasm; mitochondrion. Gene Ontology annotation, molecular function: RNA binding. Lineage: Eukaryota; Metazoa; Chordata; Actinopteri; Carangiformes; Carangidae. The coding region runs from base 169 to 537 and encodes 122 amino acids. The record is from RefSeq and is a predicted model, not a curated record.
AUGGCGCUGCCCAGAUGAACUCGGUGAAGGAGUGCGGCAUUGAGGUGAAGACUGUCGGUUUCUUCUUCAUCUUUUCUAUUCGCUCACAGUCUCAGCUGUUCCCUCCUUCAGCUUCCCUCCACGCUCAGCCACAGGUCGUGAGGAGCAGGUGACAGUUCAGGAGGCAACAUGGCGGCGCAGGGAGGCAUCUUGUUCCAGGAGAAGGUCAGCAGGCUUCUCAGUAGACAGGACGGAAGACCUGUGCUGAAACCCAACAGGACGCUGGCUCUGAGAGAUGCAGUAGCCAACCGCAAACUCAAGAAAGGAGAGGCCACCUGUGUCACAGAGAUGUCCGUCCUGAUGGCCUGCUGGAAGCAGAACAACUUUGUGGACGGUGUGUGCUCUACGGAGACGAAGGCCUUCUACAGCUGUGUGGAGGAGGCUCAGGCUGCGAUGAAGAAUAAAUCUAAUCUGACCAGCAUGAAGGGAGGACGUCUGCACCCAAAACAAGCCACAACCCUGCUGAAGAGAUACCCCAACAUACGCACCGAGGUCUAGGAAGCCAACUGUUCGAAUGCAUGUGUUGUAUGGACUCAAUGUGGCUGUUGGACUGAGUCAUGGAACUGGGUUUCCUCACUUUAAGGUGUUGUCAGCUGCUGUAUGAAUGAACAACGCGGUACCAUAUACAUUUAUUAAAUAAAUUAAGCCAGGAGCAGAACACUGAGAAGGCAGAUUUCAACACACACACACACACACACACACACACUACUGCUGCUUCAGUAUGAAACUUCAGGUUUCCUAAGGUUAUUUGCAGACCAGUUUUCUGUUACAGCCUUUGUUUUCACAACAUAUUGUGUUUUAUGGUUUGAAACAUAAUGUGACUUUCUCCUCUUGUCCUGAAUUGACUCUGAUGAAAAUGACGCCAUCUUGUCUCAACCCAAUUUAGCAGAGUGGUCUCAUUCAGAGCAGAGAUGUUAUUAGUGGAUGUGAUGGAAUUAUUCGUCUUGGGUUUCAUGGCUCCUGGCCGGGAACUCACCAUUAUCACUGAACGCCGAAAUGACUCAUCACUCCUGUGGAAGCUGAGAUGGUGGUUAACAUCAGCCUAUCAGACAGACAGGGUCACACGGAUCACCAAUAAGCGAAGCUCGGUGUGGUUGAUGUGGAACUUCCUGAAUGGAUUUAAACAGUUUUUGAUCAAAUCAUUCAUCAGUUUCUCAUUUUCUUUCUUCCUCUGAUUGUGUCCCAGUUCCAGACUUUACAGAGUCUGUGGUGUGUUCACACUCUGAAAUUACAAAAUUUAAUAAACUAAAAAUAAAAAAUUUGUAUGACUUUUAAGAAAAUGCAGAUUUUGGAGUGUGCCAUUGAUGUACAAGAUAAGAGCAACUGACAGCUUCAUAAAGUUCCUGGAAAAUAAUUUUUUUCUUUUUGAAGUUUAACUGAAGUUCAACGUUAUUCCAAAGUUUGACUGAUGCACAGUAUGUCUUUGCAUGUACUGUGACCAUUUUGAAAUAAAAUCGGACAGUUCUG